Molecule: messenger RNA, 2723 nt
Organism: Haliotis rubra (blacklip abalone)
Lineage: Eukaryota; Metazoa; Mollusca; Gastropoda; Lepetellida; Haliotidae
Product: dorsal-ventral patterning tolloid-like protein 1
Exons: 8
Coding region: 109-1374 (421 amino acids)
Source: RefSeq, a predicted model, not a curated record
UCGGUUGGGGCUACCGCAGACGAGGCCUCGCAGUUACAAUUAGGCGUUACAGUUACAUUGUGAGGUGAUCUACUAAUGGCAGUCUUAGAUGAGUGACAGGACGCCAUCAUGACCAUACCUUAUGCCGUUGGAAUAUGUGUUUUAUUGUUUGGGCCGCUGGUCUCAGAGACAGGGCACGUGUUUGAUUGUGGUAGUUCAUUUCUCAGCGCCAACAUAUCCACCUGGGGAGUUUUGUCAUCCCCUGGGUACCCAAACUACAACUACAGCAACAACAUGGACUGCAGAUGGACAAUCACUGCACCCGGUGGACAUAUAGUAAAAGUCGACUUUGAGAAUAUUUCUUUGGAUGACAAAUCCUGCGCAAAAGACUACCUUAACAUCAGUGACGGUCCCACGCCUUUCGACCCACGGUUGGGUAUAUACUGUGAUGACAUCACGGGGUACAUCGUCAGCUCGGGCAGCGCCAUGACAAUCACCUUCCACACUGACAGCUCUGUGACAGACAGAGGAUUUUCUCUGAAAUACAUUGCAUGGAUACGAGGGUGUGGCGGACAUAACGUCGUGCUAAGCAAUGAGACGAAAUAUAUUUCAUCACCAAAUCGUCCUUUUUCUUAUCCAAAAAAUGUGGACUGUGAGUGGACAAUCAGCACUUCCAUUGAGGGAUACGUAAUCCAUGUUACAGCACCGAUGUUCGACAUUGAGUACGGCUCCAGAUGUACCCGUGACUAUGUGGAACUCUAUGAUGUCACGGGAACAAAUGAAACCUCCCUCGGUCGAUGGUGUAGGUCAGAUGGACCAGAUACAGAGAGCACAGGGCAGCGAAUGAAAGUUCGAUUCCACUCGGAUGAUUUGAUUACACGCAGCGGAUUUAUCUUGGCCUUCGUUGCUGGCGAGCCAACAACCUCGAGCUCUGACACUGGUGCGCCCAAUAACUUAGGAGCCGUUCUUGGGGGUGUAUUUGGCGGCAUUGCGGCUCUGGGUAUUGCAUCGUGUUGCUGCUAUAGAAUAUGCUCCAGGAAGAAAGCCAUGUCCAACGAGGAGCAGCAGAGGAACAGAUCACGGGAAGACAACGUCUCCUUCAUCAACAUCCCCAGCUACGCGCAAACUACGCCUUCUGCUCCUACUGCCCCUUCUCCUUCUGCUCCUACUGCCCCUUCUCCUACUGCUGCUUCAGCUCCUACUGUUCUUACUCCUCCUUCUGAUCUGGAGAUCAAGUUUCAACCACCUCCUUCUUACAAUGAUAUCCUGGAGGAUGAUCCCCCACCGUACUGUCAGACAGUUCAUCUAUCAGACAUACAGCCUGUUGUGACGUCAUCCCAUAUCAGUGCAUUUGAAUAUCAAGAGAUGGAUACCCAUCAGGACCCAUUUGAGUGACAGUUUCACAUACCGUACAUGUUUGCAUCACUGGAGUAAACAGAACACGGGACGCAUACGUGUCUAUCAUCCAAAACUGUGCUACACUGGAGAUAUUGCUUGUGUGAGAUCAAACGAUAUUCCUAGGAGAUUUUGUACAAUGCCAAAACGUCAGAACCUGAUGACAUCACAAUGCUAUGACGUCAUACAGUUGGUAACGUCACAAUACUAUGACAUCGCAGCACUGUAAGUCUAAUGGCAGUAUCGUGUUCAGUACGUUUUUCAUUGAAAACUAAUAAAGAGUGAUUUUUUAUGAUGAAUAGAAUCUCACCCUCGUGUCUUCAGAUAUCAAACAUAUCACCACUCGUUGAUAAAAGUGUUGUUUUUUUCACUUUUGUCAACUUGUGGUGAUAUAUUUGAUAUCAUAAGGAAACGCAGGUGAGAUUCUCUACAUACUCAUGCACACAUUCUUUUCGUCCAUAUUAACUUUGAGGGAAAAUAACCUACCUAAUUUUUGAAAAAUCUAUUAUUUGAUAUUCAUCAAUCAAAAACAUUCAGCGUAAUUAAUGCAAGUUUGGAAAAUGUGACUUGCCUCUUCUUCAUAUUGACUUAUUAAUGGGGUGAUCAAAUGGCUACCAUUUAUUAAAUGUACUAAACGCCUGACAAUAUGUUUUCGUGGCGUGAUGUAAGCAAAGGUUACUCUCAUCAGUUUCUGAAUACAUUGUUGCAUUCUUUUUAAAAAAGUACCAAAAACUUUCAGCCACAUCAAAGUAACUAAAAUCGAGUUUUGUGCAUUUUUAAUUUUAUAAAAAAUGAACGCCUGCGAUCGCAAAUGAUAUCAACGUCAUCAAAUCUUCUGAAUCAACCAAAAAUGUGAUAUAUAGUAUAUAUACUUAUAUUGUGACAUCUAGGGCCCGAACUGUUUGGGUCCUGCACGAUGUUGAUAGUUUAACUGUAUACAAACAAAGGACAGGUGGCAGGUUUUGCAAAUGGCAGAUCGCUUUAAUAAACACUGUCUUAACAGGUAUUAGUAGGUCAGAACAAGCGGAAAUUUGUAAGAUAGAUAGUGUCACGUGCUGUGUUAUAUAUUGUGUAAUAAUGUUUCAAGUGUAUGACAAUGUACAGUGAGGGAGGGGGAGAAAUGACAGGUGUGCUAUAUUUAUACAUAUGCGUGUGCUAUAUUCAAACAGAAUUCUGGAAGCUACUACAAUGUUCAGCAAACCCUACGGGCCUUUUCAUUCGAACAUAUUCAGAACCAGGGAAUCUUCAGGUGUCUUAGCUACAUCACUUGUUUCUUAUUUCACAAUACAUCUCACGGUACAGUCAGUCUGAUUUCAUUUCAGGCCGACGAAUUGGUCACUAUCACAAAA